AUGGCACCAUAUGUCCGCCCAAUAACUACCAUCACCUCGAACUCCGCGAAGAACAACUAUCAUGAUGCGGAGCAGCUCACCUUCUACCCAGCCUUUUGCUUCAAGGCGUCCCCGACGCACUUUGCUUGGGUGAAGCUAGCCACAUCGGAUAUCCAUCGUUUACGAAAGCGAGUGGAGUUUGCAGACCAAGGCCUCUUCUUCUACCAAAACCAUCCAAUUCGGUUCGCCAAUCUGAUCGGAAUCAUCAUUGCACGGACCGAUGUGCCCCGACGGACGAUACUCACGCUGGAUGAUAGCUCCGGAGCAACGAUUGAAGUAGUCGUUUUGAAGGCAGAUGAGCCCUCUACCUCAAAAUCUACGGCCGGAAUCCGUGGCCGAACCACGAAUUCGAACACAACUGGCGAAGAUGAUACUCUGGAGGAGAAAGGCAUUCGAAAGGAGGCCCACGUAACAUCAACAACGCACAGCCCCAUCGACAUCACCCCGCUACGCCCAGGAACCCUCUUCCAGAUCAAAGGCACGCUAUCAGUCUUUCGCUCGACGAUGCAAGUCAACCUCGAGCGAUUCUUCCCGGUCCCCGAUACAGCUGCUGAGAUGCGCUUUGUUGAAGCGCGGUGUCGGUUCUAUCUUGAGGUGCUUUCUACACCUUGGUUUGUGAGUGAGGGAGAUAUUGAGACUCUGAGACUUGAGGCGGAUGAAGAGGGGGAGAAGAUUGAGGAGGAGCAGGCGCGGGCUAGGAGGAGAGCGAGGAGGAGGGUUGAGAGGGAGGAGAAGGAACGGCUGAAAAUUGAGAGGGCGUGGGACAGGGAGGAAGCUAGUAGGGAGAAGGAUGCGAGGAGGGCGAGAGAGGCGGGGGGUGAGCUUUUGCGAGAGCUUGAGGCUAAGAGGAAGAGGGGGCGUGAUAGAAUGGGUAGUUAG
This is a messenger RNA of Aspergillus calidoustus, 918 nucleotides long. NCBI's taxonomy places the organism in Eukaryota, Fungi, Ascomycota, Eurotiomycetes, Eurotiales, Aspergillaceae. The record is from the annotation of a GenBank genome assembly.